UUUAAGAGCGUUAGACUUCUUGACAUAAUUAUUGAUCUAGACGGUUUUGUUUCAUUUUUUAUAAUCAGUGCCUUCCAUUUGAGCUAUAACAUGCUUCUAAAUCAGUUGCGAUGUGAAGAAGGUGAUCCUGAGAAUCUUCUCCGCAAUUCGUUCUUUCAGUUUCAAGCUGACCGUGCUAUACCUGAUCUCGAGAAGCAAAUAAAAUCCCUGGAAAAAGAGAGAAACUCUAUGGUGAUUGAAGAAGAAGAAAGUUUAAAAAACUACUAUAACCUCAUUUUCCAACAUAAGAGUCUGAAGAAGGAUAUAUGUGAAAUUGUGUUCACCCCAAAGUACUGCUUACCCUUUUUGCUGCCAAACAGAGCUGUUUGUCUCGAUUGCACAAAUGAUGAUGAAGAGCAACAAUCAUUCAGCAUUGAAGAUCAGGAUACCUGGGGAGUAAUAAUGAAAUUCAACAAAGUCAAAAGCUUAUUUGAAGAUGAUGAUAAUAGAAGACCAGAGGAUGCAAACUACACCGUAGAUGUAUUAACUAGAUGUAUGGUUAGCAAAGAUGGCGUUGGCAAAAAGAAAGUUAAGGCUGUGCCAAUUAAGGAACGUGGUGAGCCUGUUGUGGUCACUGUUCCUUUAUCUCAGAUUAAGAGUUUAAGCAGUGCAAUCAUGAAUAUACCAAAAGAUCUUGUACCACUGGAAGCUCGAGAGAAUGCUCUGAAGAAGGUUUCUGAGUUACUCUCUAGACAUCCCGAUGGAAUACCCCUAGAUCCUGAAGUUGAUAUGAAGAUUAAGAGCAGCUCUUACAAAAAGACAGUUCGUCGCCUGGAGGCCCUGGAAAACCUAUUUGAAAAACACAAAAUUGCGAAAUCGCCGCUCAUAACAGAAAAGCUGAAAGUUCUACACAUGAAGGAAGAGCUAACAGCCAAGAUCAAGUCACUUAAGAAAACUGUCCGAUCAUCAACAACAUUGGCGUUUAAAGAUGAACUCAAGGCCAGAAAGCGUGUUUUACGAAGGCUAGGAUACACCAAUAGUGAUAAUGUCGUGGAGUUGAAGGGGAAGGUUGCAUGUGAAAUCAGCAGUGCAGAAGAAUUGACGUUAACGGAGCUAAUGUUCAGUGGUGUCUUCAAGGAUGCAAAGGUGGAGGAGUUGGUUUCUCUCCUUUCUUGCUUUGUGUGGCGAGAGAGACUCCCUGACGCCGCUAAACCCCGAGAAGAACUCGACUUGCUCUUCAUACAGUUACAAGACACAGCUAGGCGUGUUGCUGAACUUCAGCUUGACUGCAAGGUCGAAAUUGAUGUGGAGAAUUUUGUGCAAUCGUUCAGACCGGAUAUAAUGGAGGCGGUGUAUGCUUGGGCAAAAGGGUCUAAAUUCUUUGAGGUCAUGAAGAUUGUUCGUGUUUUCGAAGGGAGCUUGAUCAGAGCGAUAAGGAGAAUGGAGGAAGUUCUGCAACAGCUCAUAGUAGCUGCAAAAUCUAUAGGAGAAACACAGCUUGAAGCUAAACUAGAAGAAGCUGUUUCUAAGAUCAAAAGAGACAUUGUAUUUGCAGCAUCUCUCUACUUGUGAUGUCGUGCUUAUUUCAUCCUGGCAACAAGAUCGAAACAAAAGCAAGGAAUUUUGUUUGUACGUUCAUAUAUUUUUGAAGGCCUCAUAAUUUGUACUAGAACUAUAAAACCAAGAGGUAAUUUAAUUUCGUAAUUUUAUUUUUGACCA
Camelina sativa (false flax) is the source of this 1698-nucleotide messenger RNA. The record is from RefSeq and is a predicted model, not a curated record. NCBI's taxonomy places the organism in Eukaryota, Viridiplantae, Streptophyta, Magnoliopsida, Brassicales, Brassicaceae.